Diaporthe batatas is the source of this 843-nucleotide messenger RNA. RefSeq lists its product as uncharacterized. Gene Ontology annotation, cellular component: membrane. The record is from RefSeq and is a predicted model, not a curated record. NCBI's taxonomy places the organism in Eukaryota, Fungi, Ascomycota, Sordariomycetes, Diaporthales, Diaporthaceae. Gene Ontology annotation, molecular function: transmembrane transporter activity. Bases 1 to 843 code for a protein of 280 amino acids. The transcript is spliced from 4 exons. Gene Ontology annotation, biological process: transmembrane transport.
AUGAUGAACGUGUUCGUCGUGAACUAUACCGGCCUUAUCCUGCAGCGGGUCUUCCUGGGUAUCAUAGCUGCUCCGUAUUACCCAGGGGCCAUGUAUAUGAUUAGCAUGUUCUACAAGCGCAAGGAGAUAGCAACCCGCAUCAGCAUCCUCUUCAGCGCCAACAUCCUAGCCACAGCCUUCCAGGGGCUGAUCGCAGCCCCGAUCUACAGCGAGCUGGGCGGCGCCCGCGGGCUCUCGGGCUGGCGCUGGAUGUACCUGAUCAUGGGCGCGUGGAGCCUCCUCUUCAGCAUCACGGGCGUCUUCUUCUUCCCCAACAAGCCCGCGACGACGUGGUGGCUGACCCCGGCGCAGAAGCGGCUCGCGGGGGGCCGCAUCGCCGCCGACACGGUGGGCCGCAGGGAGGACGUGGACCUGCUUCGGGGGCUGCGCGAAUGCCUGGCCGACCGCCGCGUGUGGGCCUUCAUGGCGGCGCAGCACCUGCAGACGGCGACGAGCAGCUUCCGCAUCUUCCUGCCGACGCUGAUCGGCACGCUGGGCUUCUCGCGCACCGUCACGCUCGUGCUGACGUGCCCGCCCUACAUCCUCGCCGGCGCGGCCUCGGUCCUCGUGGGGCUGUCGUCGGGCCGCCGCAACGAGCGCACGUGGCACGUCACCGUGGGCAAGCUCGUGUCCGUCGCCGGGUUCGUGCUGGCGUGCGCGACGCUCAACACGGGCGCGCGGUACUUUGCCGCCUUCGUGUUUGUCGCGGCCACGUACCCCUUUGAUAUGGACGCCGGUACGUUGUGGGCAGUAUCUAUGGCCGGACUCGUCAGCGCCUCGAUACGUCCUGCCAAUGGCCACUAG